Oldenlandia corymbosa var. corymbosa is the source of this 1956-nucleotide messenger RNA. Lineage: Eukaryota; Viridiplantae; Streptophyta; Magnoliopsida; Gentianales; Rubiaceae. The record is from the annotation of a GenBank genome assembly.
AUGAUGAGAAAAGAUGAUCAUGCUCUGUCUUCCUCUUCGUCAUCCCCGACGUCAUGCUUCGGUCACUUCUGCUCCUCCGCACUCCGGGCCAAGCCUCUUCCUCCGCCGUCCUCCGACACCUCCGUCCGCACGGACUCCGGCCAAGGCCUCAUCCGCCGUCUUAGCCUCUUCGACCUUAUUCUCCUCGGCAUUGGUGCUUCCAUUGGCGCCGGCAUCUUCGUCGUCACCGGCACUGUUGCCCGUGAUGCCGGUCCCGCUGUCACAAUAAGCUUCAUAAUUGCUGGAGCAUCUUGUGUCCUCAAUGCACUCUGUUAUGCUGAGCUAGCUUCUCGGUUUCCUGCUGUUGUUGGUGGAGCUUAUCUGUAUGCAUAUACAGCUUUCAAUGAGCUCACUGCAUUUCUUGUCUUUGCUCAAUUGAUGCUUGACUAUCACAUUGGUGCAGCCAGUAUAGCACGAAGUUUGGCUGGUUAUGUCGUUUCAUUGAUAGAGCUCAUCCCGUCCGUGAGAGGUAAUAUACCUCCUUGGGUUGGGCAUGGCCAAGAAAUUGCUGGGCCAUUAUCCAUUAAUGUGCUAGCUCCGAUUUUGCUUGCGCUUCUGACCAUUGUUUUAUGCCGCGGCGUUGGAGAAUCUUCUGCUGUAAAUUGUGCCAUGACAAUCACCAAGGUGGUCAUUGUUUGUGUUGUCAUCAUUGUUGGAUCUUUCAAGGUGGAUAUCUCUAAUUGGACACCUUUUGCUCCAAAUGGUGUUGGAGAAGUACUGACUGGCGCAACGGUUGUAUUCUUUGCAUAUGUUGGAUUUGAUGCAGUUGCCAAUUCUGCUGAAGAAUCAAAGAGACCACAGCGGGAUUUACCACUUGGCAUAAUGGGUAGCCUUUUCGUCUGUGUUGUGUUAUAUGUUGGAGUUUGCUUGGUUAUUACUGGAAUGGUACCUUACAAAUUGCUUGGAGAGGAUGCUCCUUUAGCUGAAGCAUUUAAAUCCAAGGGCUUGGGAUUUGUAGCAGUUCUGAUCAGUGUAGGUGCCGUAGCUGGACUCACGACAACCCUUUUGGUUGGGCUUUAUGUACAGUCUCGGUUGUAUCUUGGGAUUGGAAGGGACGGCUUGCUUCCAUCAAUAUUUUCUAAAGUUCAUCCAAGUCGGCAUACCCCCGUACAUUCUCAGAUAUGGGUUGGUAGUGUUGCUAUGGUGUUAUCUGGGCUCUUUAACGUGCGUGUGCUCUCACACAUCCUCUCUGUUGGCUCCUUGACUGGCUAUUCUGUUGUUUCAGCUUGUGUUGUGACCCUAAGGUUGAAGGAUAAGAAUACAAAUCCAGUUUCGCAGAAAUGGAUUUCGAACAGGGCAGAGGGAAUCAUUUGCCUAGUAGCAGUUGCAUGUUGUGGUUUUGCUGCUGGAGUUCUAUAUAGAUUUGGUGCUUCAUUUGCUUUCCUUAUUGUUGCUGCAGUUAUUGCAAUUUUUGCUGCCUUAGCACUCCACUUCCGCCAAGUUUAUACAGAUCCACCGGGUUUUUCUUGCCCUGGAGUUCCGAUUGUCCCGGCUGUUUGUAUUUUUGUUAACAUUUUCCUCUUUGCCCAGUUACACUACGAAGCCUGGGUGAGAUUUGUUGCGCUGAGCAUCUUUAUGGUUGGUAUUUAUGCCUUCUAUGGGCAAUAUCAUGCGAAUCCUAACUACAAAGUUGCAAGAAAUGGAUUUACUCGGUCCGUUGUCUGCUUUGCUAGGAGUUUCAAUGACAAACCUCCAGACAGAUUAGAAAAUAAGAGAAUCACCCUUAACUUAGGUGAAUUAGAAAAGCAAAAGAGAAGAUUGGCAGAAAUAGUUGAAGGUUCUUCCUCAUUUUGCAGGCUUCAUGAGUUUUCUUGUACUCGAUGGAUCUUGAUUAGUAGCAACGUAUUGGGUAUGAAAGUUUUUCUGGAGCACCAAAGCAAUCUAACCGGCAGGGAUGCUGCCUUCGGUCCAGGAUGA